Molecule: messenger RNA, 700 nt
Organism: Cucumis sativus (cucumber)
Lineage: Eukaryota; Viridiplantae; Streptophyta; Magnoliopsida; Cucurbitales; Cucurbitaceae
Product: photosystem I reaction center subunit IV, chloroplastic
Exons: 3
Coding region: 138-572 (144 amino acids)
Biological process (GO): photosynthesis
Cellular component (GO): photosystem I reaction center; photosystem I
Source: RefSeq, a predicted model, not a curated record
UUCUUUCUCCUUCAACAUGUGGUUAUCAUUAUUUCAUUGGGUUUAUCUCUUCAUCUUCCAAAACCAUUAACAUAUUCUUCAUUCAUCAGUUAUUUGAGGGCAUAGAGAAAAAAGAUCAUUCAAAACACAAAAGGGCAAUGGCAAUGGCUGCCUCUAACCUUUCUUGCAUUGCUUCUGGAGUUGUCAUCCCUUCCUCAACCACCAUUUCAUCUUCCUCUUCUAGGUUAUCUUCUUUGGCCUUCUUCCCCAAGAACUCCAACUCUAUUUCUAGAUCUUCUCGAUUGGUUAUCCGUGCCUCCGACGAGGCUGCUCCCCCACCCGCUGCUACUGCACCCACUGCCGCCACCACCGAAGAGCCCAAGCCUAAGCCUGCCCCUAUUGGUCCCAAGAGAGGUGCCAAGGUGAAGAUCUUAAGGAAAGAAUCUUACUGGUACAAGGAUGUUGGAUCUGUUGUAACAGUUGACCAGGAUCCCAACACUCGAUACCCAGUUGUGGUUAGAUUUAACAAAGUAAAUUAUGCAAGUGUAUCAACAAACAACUAUGCACUUGAUGAGAUUCAAGAAGUUGCUUAAGCUUUUUUAAUUUGCUUGUGUACUUUUGAGUUAAAAAUGUUUGUAUAAUACUCCAAUUUCAAUCUAUUUCUCCCUCUCUCCAUGAGUGUGUGUUUACUGAUUCUAAACACUGUUUCUCUUCCCUUUUA